Messenger RNA from Cladophialophora yegresii CBS 114405, 699 nucleotides. RefSeq lists its product as uncharacterized. The coding region runs from base 1 to 699 and encodes 232 amino acids. The transcript is spliced from 2 exons. Lineage: Eukaryota; Fungi; Ascomycota; Eurotiomycetes; Chaetothyriales; Herpotrichiellaceae. The record is from RefSeq and is a predicted model, not a curated record.
AUGACGCCACCCACGCACUGGAACGAAGUCCUCGAGAUCGCGGCGGACGCGCCGCCAAAGAACCCGGACUGUAUAGUCACGCUGGGCGCCGGGCCGUUCACAGACGCCGUGAAGGUCAUCUGCUGGGCGCUCGCGAAUGGGAUCACCACGUCUGAGGGACCUGGAGGGGCUGUUGACGUACUCCUCGUCAUUCGGCCGCGGAAACACUGGGUCCCCGUUCAAGGAUUCCGACAUUUACCACGUCGCCAUCCCCGCGAGCCUCUCCGGCGGUGCGAAUACCAGAGCACCGCGGGCUUGACGCGCGACGACGGCACCCACGCAAAAGUCCUCUUCCAGACCCCGACGCGCAACCCGAACAUCGUCGUCCUGGACCCGGGCAUUGUGGCCCUAACACCUCGCGAGGAUCUGGCUCAGCACGGCUUACAUCCCAACGCCAAGGGGGACGGGGAGGCCGAGAAUGGAUCAUUGCGGCUGGUCCCCGCGCUGAUCACCACGCACCAACACCCCGACGACCCUGGACGCGCGGGUACGAGACCAUCCAUGCGCGGCGUCGUCGAGGCCAUGUCCGCCGUGGGCAGCGGCGUGCCUUUGGGAGCCAGCCACGCUAUAAUUAGGCCACCAAUUGGGCCCCGUUGGGCGCGGGCCACGGCGAGACGAGACCAGCUGUAUCUUGUUGCCGGCCGUGUGGAAGUGGAAUGA